CUCGCUUCACAUAUAAUUUAAACCCGUAAGCCUGCCAGGACACUCAUUUAUAGAAAGUGAAAUUGGCAGGCCGCAUAGUAAAGCAAAGCCAUGAUAAAAUUAAAUCUACUUACAUUUAUAUAUAUUUAUAGUAGUAUAUUUCAAUCAGGACAAUGCGAAAUUAUUUACACUAAUGAUAAAAGCUACGAUGUAAUACAUUUUCAAAUUCCAAAAACCAUUUGGAAACAGGCAUUAAAUCCUACGCCAGUUUUAAGGCAACAAGCGACUAUCGUGCUACCCAUACAUGUAGAAGAUGACGAUUUAAACGAAGUGGAAGAAGACGAAGAAUAUUUAGAAGUAGUAACUGAAUCAAAUAUAGUGCAAGAUGCAGUCAGUGAAUCAGUAGUACAAGAUGAAAUAGUAAAUGUAACUCCUGCUGUUUUAUCCAAUAUGACAGAGGCGCCUAUACUUGACGAAGAAAUUUCAACGACAGUGAUGCCAGAUAAAGUAAACGGCUCCGUAUUUCGAUUUCCUUGUUCAUGUGUCCGGGGGCAAUGUGGGUGCUGUACAGGAACUAUAAUGGAAAGAUUUAGGAUGAACGCUUGUGGUAAUAUUAGCUUUGUACCGGAAGAUUUUGUAUUUGAUGUCAGAAUGAGUGUUAAUAACAGGACUGUCCUUAGGCGAAGAGUUUCAGCUGACAACCCACCCCCAAUCUGCUUCAAUCCUGGAAGAGCGCCUUUCGUCCGUAUCUGCGCUGAAAUCUCUAAUAUUAGAAUCCGUAACAAUAAUGCGUUUGCUUGUUUGGAUAUCACUGCGGAUAUUGCAGGAUUUCAAAUAUACUCCGCUUCCUUUAGAUGUUUUGGAUUAGGCACAAGAGGUCUUCAAACUGGAUUAAAUCCAAAGCCAAUAUCAUCAGGGCCUGCUCCUGUAAGUCUUUUUGGUAGUAAUGAUGAUGAUGAUGACCGCGACGGCUUCCUUUCCAAUGUCGCUGGGGGCAUCUUUGGCGGAGGAGACGAAGGGGGUCUAUUUGGUGGGGGCGGAGGCAUCUUUGGAGGUGGAUCCGAUGAUGAUGACGACGGAGGGCCGUUUGAUGGCAUAGGAGAUGCCGUUGGAGAUUUAUUUGAUGGACGAAAAUUCCCUCAAAUAUGCAGGCGAAUUCAAGCGUGGAUUAUUACUUCGCGCGCCGUUCGCGCCGCCUCGCGUCGAAAGCUUUCUGCCAUGGAGACCCUCAUUGUGUUUUUAGUGUCAUUUGUUUUGUUUGUAUCACCAGCGUACGGAAACGUUACAGUCAAAGGAAAAACAAACCUAACAAAAACUUCUCCACAAUCCCAAGAUUUAGAAGAUCUGGAAGUUCCCGAUAGCGCCUUAAUAUUCCUAGAACGGGUAAAAUCUAAACAAUUGGCAAGAGUAUCGUUUCGAUCCAGGCAGAGUUCAGAAGUUCAAAACACAACAUCUACACCAGAUGAGGAAGACGAUGAACCCUCAAGGAGAUGUACCUGUUCAUUUGGAGUGUGCAAGUGUUGUACGGGAGCCGUGUUGGAUUUGUUUAAUCAGAAAGCUUGUAUGAAGAUCACUUAUCAUCCUGGGGAUUUCGCUUUCGACGUAGCCAUGUCUAUGAACGACAGAGUACUUUAUGAAAACUCCAUGUCAGGAAAGAACCCGAAACCGGUAUGUAUAAAUCCGCCACGACUAAAUAACCUGAAAGUAUGCGCAAAAUUCUACAAUAUAUUUUUCCCUGGAAGAAACUUUCACUUUUGUCUGGCAAUGACGGGUCAAUGGCGGCAGUUCGAGCUCUUUAACAUGGCAUUUGAUUGUUUAAGAAUGGGUGCAAACGGCUUGGCGAUGGUGAAGCCGGAAGAAAAUGGAGGGCUCCCGAUACCCAACCCUGGAGGGGGGGUAGACGCUGUCGUCGAUUCCGGCGAUGACGACAUUGAAGAAUACGACGAGAACAACGUCAAGUCACUGUUUGAUAUAUUUGAUGAUGAUGAUCGAAAAUAGUGGUCGUCUAGGCAAUGUUUGUACCUACCGACGUUAUUAAAUCAAAAGAGGGUGUUUCAAGAUAAAUGUCACAUUUUCAUAGAAGUCUGAUAUUAAAUAUGACAUUGCCACACUUUGCUAUUGUAAUCCAGUGUAAACUUGGUAUAGGUACUUAAUUAAUACCGUACAACUAAUUACAGAUAUAACUGUAUGAUCUUAUAUUUAUUUUUAAAUAAUAAAUAUUAUAUUAAAUUAUUUUAAAUAUUUUUCUGACAUAUUUAA
Leguminivora glycinivorella is the source of this 2238-nucleotide messenger RNA. RefSeq lists its product as uncharacterized. The record is from RefSeq and is a predicted model, not a curated record. The transcript has 8 exons. Bases 91 to 1977 code for a protein of 628 amino acids. Lineage: Eukaryota; Metazoa; Arthropoda; Insecta; Lepidoptera; Tortricidae.